ACUCACUUCAGUCUUCAGUUAACUCUCAACGUGAACACUUUAUUUUUGCUGGUUAAGAGUGGUAAAUGUUUAACUCAAGAUAGUUUUGUUUGUUUGUUUUGUUUCUCUUUCUCUCUCUCUUACUCUCUCACCAUUUUAAUUUGUCUCGUGAUCUCUCUCUGUCUAUUAAAGAGUGUCUCUUUCUACCUGUGUGAUUUGUUAGUUCAAUUUUGUAGUCAUCAAAAUUGAAAUAAUGGUCGCAAUUAAAGGAUUAACCAUUGACUUUCUCGAUGAUGAACCAACCCUUGAAAAGGCUGGUUACAUAUUUUAUUCUGGUUUUAAAUAUGGAGUCAACAAAAAUGUGCAAAAACGGAUUAAAGUGAAUCAAUUUUUCUUUGUUCGGAUUAGUCGUCAUGAUGAUCCAUGUAUUGGUGAACUUGUUUCCAUUUGGAAAGAUAAAUUUAGGGAUACCAUGUUAUCUUCUGUUCGGUUAUACUUUUUACCAGAACAAACUCCUGAUGGAAGACAAUCAAAUCAUGGUCAGCAUGAAGUAUUAGCUGCAUCAGAACCAGUAAUUUUAAGAUUAAAUGACCUGGUCUCAUGGAUAACCGAUGAAGUUGAUUGGGUUACCGGUCUUGAAGUGCCUUAUUCAUCAAAUAAAAUUGAUCCUCCUGCCUUCACCUUACCUUUCCUUAAUUUGAUUAAUAAACAAAUUACUCUGGGUUAUCAUAACUGUAACCCUCAUCAUUCAACUAACCAUGAAAUUGACAAUGAUGUAAAAAUGAACCAAGUUCAACUUGAACAGCAAUCAAAUGAAGAACCAGAAAAUCAGUCGACAAUUGUUGUCCUCUCUUAUCCACAAUAUUGCCGUUAUCGAGCUGUUCUUAAAAAAAUGGAAGAAAAUUUUAAAGAAAAGGAAAAUAUUUCAGUUAAUUGUAAAGUGACUAAAUCAACAUUAACAUUGCCAACCUCAUUACCAACAUCACCAUCAAAUAAUCAAACUUUAUCAACCAGUGCAAUUGUUGAAUCCGAUAAAUGUAAAAUUUAUCCCAACAUUAGGAUACUCUUUUGCCGGGAAACAUUUGAACAUGAAGGACUUUUGCAUCAUGAUCUUAACUGUGAACAUUUAGCUCCUAAAUUGAAAGGCCGUCCUCGUAAACGCGGUGGUUCCUCUGUUACUAUGAAUGCUUCUGCUGCCAAAACAAGCAGCCAUUCAAGUUCAUCCCAAGAUUCAGAUACUUCAGAGGAAAAUAGUAAACAAGAUUCAUCUCGGGUUCGUUUACCACGUAAAACAAGUGCAACCACCAACAAGGUUAAAUCGCAUGAAGUUGAUUGCGCUUUCCAAGGAAACAGGAAUAAUGUUACAUCUAAGUAUAAGUCAACGACAUCACCAAUGUCAGCUAAAUUGGCUGAAAAAUGUCUUAAAAGUGAGACAGAAUUUAUGAAACAAUUGAACAAGUUCAUGAAAGAGCGGAAUACACCCAUCACAAGGAUACCUCAUCUUGGUUUCAAGAAAAUUGACCUAUUUUACUUGUUCACCUUAACUCAGAAACUUGGAGGCUAUGAAAGGAUUACCAAGCAAAGGAUAUGGAAAAUUGUUUAUGAUCGCCUUGGCGGUGACCCGAGAAGCACUAGUGCGGCAACUUGUACGAGAAGGCAUUUUGAAAGGUUGCUGUUGCCUUUUGAGAGGCAUUUGAAUGAAGCUCGAGGAAUCAAAACUAAUCGUCGAUCGACUCGGGGUCGAUCAAUAUCUCCACUUGGAUCACCCGAGCUAUCGACUAAAGGUGGAGAGGGUCUCGAUGAUGAUCAGUCAAUUGCAAGUGCAACUUCAAUGGUAACUGAAGAACGAAAAGGACGUCGAGGUCAUCAUCGUCAUCGCCAUAGACGGCAAGGUGUUCGUCAGUCUAAACGGUUACAGCAAGGCAGUUCAUCGAGUGCUCCUGCUACGGUUGCUGCUGCCUCGACUAAUGGGUCAACCUCGUCUGCAACCGAUGACGAUGAAAGUGAAUCAUUAAACAGUGAGUUGCAUGAAGAAGAGGCUAGCAAGUCAUCUAUUGUUGAUGGUUGUUCGGUUGAAGCCGAGUUGGUUAAAAGUGAGGAAAGUCAAUCUGGUCAAUCGGAACGGAAAAUUGAUAAAGACUCUAAUAAUUGUUCGGAUGAUGAAUUGUCAUCUAGAAAUGGUUUGCCUAAUCAGAGUCGAGAUGAGAGUCAAGUUGAGUGUAAAGAUGAAAAUGAACGGAAAAGUUUAACUUGUCCUGUUAAAUCAACAGCCAGUCCAAGUGUUGAAGAUAAUUUAAACUGUUCACAAUCAGAGCGUAAACCAACCUCUCAAAUGUCAGCUGUUGGUGUUGAGGAAAACAUGGAAAUAGAUAAAGUAUCAAAUUUUGAGACAACUGAUGAUGUUAAACCUGGUUCAUCCAUGGUCAACUUGGAUGGUGCAGAUGAGGUGAAAAAUGAUGCCAAUAAAGAUUUAAAUGAAACGAAAGUUGAUAAAAUUGAAUUAAAGUCGGUCAAUAGUGAACUUGAUGGAGACGAUAUGAAACCAAUCAAAAGUGAAGUUGAAUCAAAGUCAGCUGAUGAGAUAUCUGCUGAUGAGAAGGUUAAUUGCUUGAAAAGUAACAAGUGUAACGAUGAUGAUACCAAUAAUGAUAAGAGGGACAAAAAUUUAACCACCGGAACUGAUGACUGUGAUACCGAUGAUAAUGUUGAAGUUGAUUUAAACUUAUCUAAGUCAGAUAAAUUAAGCACUGCUAAUGGUGCUGUUAAUGUCGAUACAAACAAUGCUGCUUCACCCUUAUCGUCUAUAUCAACACUUAUUUCAGCAAUGGAUGCUGCUAAACAACAACAGCAAGUUCAUUUGACAAGAGAAAUGAAAGUUGAAAGCAAUGAAAGUGAAACAAUACCACCAGUAAAUGGUAUUAAAAAGGCCAAUUUAAAUGUUAAAUCAAAUUCUGUUGCUGCCACGGUUAAUGCAACGGUCAAUAAUUCACUUAAUGUCAGUUUAAAUUCAAAUGUAACAAAUACAACCUCUGGUCGACCAAGUGUUAUCCAUAAAACACCGUUAAAGCCUUGUGUAAAGGUUGUUCCAACUUAUAAAGACAAUCCAAUCGAUGGUUUACCCAAAGACAAUUCCCUGCUCAAAAAGCCAUGUUUACCUCCUAUUGCUCAUGCAGCCACCUUCUUACCCUCUCCAUGGUAUACACAACAAAUACCCUUUACCAGUGGAUCUUCAUCAACCUCAUCUUCAGUCACUAAAAGUACCAAAUUAACACCCAACUUUACCUCCUCUUCAUUGAAACGUAAAGUUGCUCCUUCUUCACACCAGGAUUCACUGUUGCUACCUUUGGAUUUAACUGUCAGUAAAAAGAGGAUUGUUGAAGUUGAUCGAAAGGUUGUUACACCAAAAGACAAAGUGACCUCUGAGGACACCUCACCAUCAACCAUACUUGAUUUAAGUGCUAAAGUACGAGUUAAAGAAUGCAAAUCUGGUAAAAAUUCUGGUUUACAAGUUAUCCAUAACUCUAUGGAUAGUAAUAACAACAUCAACAACAAUACCAAUAAUAGUAUUCAUCGUUCUGCACAUCAACAUGCUGCUAAUAACAAUGCUGUUAUAAAUUCAGUCCCUAAAGUGCCAAAGAGUAAUAAUAGUAAUUGUAAUUCUAAUAGUAAUACUAAUAGUAAUAAUAGUAAUAGUAAUAAUAAUGUUAAUAUUAAUGUUAAUUAUGAGCGAACAACAUUAAAAAGCAAUUCAUCCAAAGCUGCUGUUAACCAUCAAACCCAAAACCAACAGCAACAGCAACAACAACAACAACAACGACAUGUUAACCCAUCGCCAUUGCCUGUUUCUUCACCAGUGGCUAUUACUGGGACAACAUCGACACCCAAACAUCAUUCCUCUUCACAAAGUAACCACAAAACUAUCUCCAAUUCAAAUCGAUCUCAACUGAUUAAAUCAAGUCCUUCACCCAAUGCCUUGAAAAUGAAAGAUAAAUCAAAUCAUUCAGCAUCAUCGGUCACUAACUCUGGGUCUGGUCUGAAAGAUCUCAAUCAGCAACAGCAACAUUUAAUUCAAACACACCUUAAUGGUCUCUCUAACCAUCAACAUCAUCAACACCACCAACGCCGUCAGCAACAACAGCAACAACAACAACAACAACAACAACCUCUUUCAUCCCACCAUCAUCAAGCACAACAGCAACACCAACAAUUACCUCUAUUACCACCUGGCUUUCCAUUUUCACCCUCUGAAUUGUCCGCCGCCAAUCGAGAUGUACAAUCUAAAUUACAAUCUUCAAAUACUCUUAAUCAAUUACGUGCAAUGGUUACACCGGAAAACUUUGCCUUGGCUUCACAAACGAUUGCUCAAGAAAUUGCUUUCCGUGAAAUGGAACGACUUCAUCCCAAUCUAGCCAAACAAAUGAGCUCGGCUGCCGCUGUCCUAGGCUAUCCAGCGGGUUUCCAUCCCAUGUUAAACUCUGUCCAUCGGCCAACCGUGCCAUCUUCACCCUCAAUCUCAGAAUACAAUCCAACUUUACCCUCUUUCCUUCCCUUUUUCAACUCUUUUCCCACCGCUGCUGCUGCUGGAAGUGGAACCCAAACAAAUUCAAAUGGAAACGGAUCCGGGCCUAACAUGAAUAUGAAUGCCAUGGCUGCCGCUGCCGCCGCAGCACUGGCUUCUGGUCACUUCUUUAACCCUGCUAUGCUGGGUCAACAAGGAGGCGUCUCUGGCUUUUCACCCUUAGAGUUACUUGGCGAUGAAAGGUUUUCCGCUGCUGCUGCCGCUGCUGCUGAAAAUGAUGCUCGAUGGAGAGGCUGGUUUGAAUGAAACUCGAACAAUUUGAACAAUUUACAAAUUUUAAAUCCCACAAAAGUCAUCAUGAACCAUAAUGAAAUCAUCAUUAAUCAUCAACUGAUCGUCAUUUCUUUCAUUAUUUAAUUUUACUGAUAAUUACUGAUUGUUACUGCCUCUAUGAGCAAAUGAAAAAUUACAUUAAUCUAUACAUAAAUGUCAAAUAAAUUUACAAUAAAUAGAGUCAAAACAUCAAA
Molecule: messenger RNA, 5025 nt
Organism: Tetranychus urticae (two-spotted spider mite)
Lineage: Eukaryota; Metazoa; Arthropoda; Arachnida; Trombidiformes; Tetranychidae
Biological process (GO): regulation of transcription by RNA polymerase II
Cellular component (GO): nucleus
Molecular function (GO): transcription cis-regulatory region binding
Source: RefSeq, a predicted model, not a curated record